AUGGGUAGGAAGCUGGACCCCCUGAGGAAAGUGCCCCGCGGACCGGGCCGAAAAUCCAAGAAACAGCCCGGAGCGGAGAGCGAGCUGAGCAAAAUCCUGACUGAGGGCUCUGAGCAGAAACGCAUGUCAAGUCGCAGCCGGCAAAGAGCAGCCAGAAGAAGAAAAGCAGACGAAGAGAAAGUCGAGCUCAGCAAACCGGAACCCCAAACAGAAAUGGUGCUGUCACUGGGGAUCUGAAAGGGAAGAGGAAGCCUGCCGGCUUCAGCGAUGAGAAUGCGGAGUGGCUGAAACCUGUGAAGAAGAGGAGAAAGGAAGAGGAGAGCGAGGAGGAGAGUGGGGAGGAGAUGCUUGACCAGGAAGAGAGCGGAGAGGAGGGGAGUGCAGAGGAGCGGCCAGGCGACAAGGAAGAAGUAGAGAGUGGAGAGGAGCAGAGUGGUGAAGAGGAGAGUGGAGAGGAAGAAGGCAGUGAUGUUGAACCGGCUGGUGCUCUGGAUCUCUCAGACAGUGAUGACCUACAGGAUGAUUUUGGAGGCUCCUCGGAGGACGAUGAUGAUGAUGAAAAAGAGGAUCUUCUUCCCAUAGAGAAAGCAGCUGGGAAACAGAAGAAAAAGAUUCAGAGGGAGAAAGAGAAGAAAGGGGAUUCCGAUAUCCAGCUGAAUGUUGAUGCGGAGGAGCUCUUUACCUUGCCGACCUCAGCGGAGAUGGAAAAGGAGCUCUCGGCACCGCUGGAACUCUCUGCAGUGCAGGACCGCAUUAAGGACGUGGUAGCCGUAUUACAGAGUUUUGCAAACCGAGGAGGGGAUCGUUCCCGCCAGGAGUAUCUCGCCGUGCUCCGCCGAGAUCUGGCCACUUACUACAGUUAUGGUACCUUUAUGAUGGAGAUCCUCAGUGACCUGUUCCCUGUGUCAGAGCUGGUUGACUUUCUGGAGGCGUGCGAGGUCCACCGUCCGGUCACUAUCAGGACCAACACCUUGAAGACAAGAAGACGUGACCUGGCUCAGGCUCUAAUUAAUCGUGGAGUAAAUCUGGACCCGUUGGGUAAAUGGUCGAAGACUGGACUUGUCAUCUUUGAUUCAUCUGUACCGAUCGGUGCCACCCCCGAGUACCUGGCCGGUCACUACAUGCUACAGGGUGCGUCCAGCAUGUUGCCAGUCAUUGCUCUGGCACCUCAAGAGAAUGAACGGGUGCUGGACAUGUGCUGCGCUCCCGGCGGGAAGACCAGUUAUAUCGCCCAGCUGAUGAAGAACACAGGUGUUAUUGUCGCCAAUGAUAUGAAUGCAGAGCGCCUCCGGAGUGUGGUGGGAAAUUUACACAGAUUGGGCGUCACCAACUCUAUAGUCUCCAAUUAUGACGGUCGGCAGAUCCCUAAGGUCCUUGGGGGGUUUGAUCGGGUGCUCUUGGAUGCCCCAUGCAGUGGGACCGGCGUCAUCAGCAAAGAUCCGGCAGUAAAAACCAACAAGACCCUACUGGACAUACAGCGCUGCGCCCACAUUCAGAAGGAGCUGAUCCUGAGUGCCAUCGACUCCUUGGAUGCCCAAUCAUCGGCCGGAGGAUUCCUGGUCUACUGCACGUGUUCUAUUACAGUGGAAGAGAAUGAGUGUGUGGUGGACUACGCCUUGAAGAAACGAAAUGUCAAACUUGUACCCACCGGUCUGGACUUUGGUAAAGAAGGUUUUGUAAGGUUUAAGGAACGUCGAUUCCACCAAUCCCUCCGCCUAACCCGCCGCUUCUACCCGCACACCCACAACAUGGAGGGCUUCUUCAUUGCAAAGUUCCGCAAGUUCGCAAACUCCAUUCCAUCGACAAAGGAAGGUAGGGAUCAUCCACCGCUACAAGGGGUUGCAAUGCAUCCUACUGUUUCUAUGCCAUAG
Molecule: messenger RNA, 1871 nt
Organism: Staurois parvus
Lineage: Eukaryota; Metazoa; Chordata; Amphibia; Anura; Ranidae
Source: the annotation of a GenBank genome assembly